Messenger RNA from Lymnaea stagnalis (great pond snail), 561 nucleotides. Lineage: Eukaryota; Metazoa; Mollusca; Gastropoda; Lymnaeidae. The record is from the annotation of a GenBank genome assembly.
CUUGAAUGUGAAAAGCGGUGACAGCGCCGAGCAGCAAAACAACGAUGUGAUCAAAGAAACAAAAAAAUUCCUCGAGGGAUUAAAGCGGUCAAGAAGGCUGAGCUCGACCUGGCUAGCGGAUUACGGGUACGACGGCAAAAAUGGUGAUCCGACAUUACCCACGCGAGCAAGUUUCGACGACCACAAGAUGGUACUGUGCGAAACGUACCCGGCAGAGGAUUCUAAAAUCUACUCCUAUGAGAUGGAAUUCGAUGACGCUGAAUUCAGUCUGCCCACAGGUGACAUGCAGCGGCCUGAACAAAUAAAUAAGGAGCAAGCCAAAAAGAGCAAGAAGAAAGGCAAAAAGAAAAAAACAACCGACGUAGCGAAAGAAGCCCCCGUUCCCGAGAUAAGUCCCUCGAAAUCUUCAGACGACGUUAGUCGAGAUGUUGAGAGAAACGGGAACUCUUCAUCUGAAGAAGUUAAUGUAGAUUCUCGUCGAACCGGAAACCAGGACAUGGGGGGUGAGCAUGUAUCCAGAAGUGAGAAGAAGAAACUUUCAAGAAAGUCAUUGAGUCGAGG